Messenger RNA from Paramormyrops kingsleyae, 3648 nucleotides. It is a transcript of the gene nup133, whose product is annotated as nucleoporin 133. Gene Ontology annotation, biological process: protein import into nucleus; poly(A)+ mRNA export from nucleus; transcription-dependent tethering of RNA polymerase II gene DNA at nuclear periphery. Gene Ontology annotation, cellular component: nuclear pore outer ring. The record is from RefSeq and is a predicted model, not a curated record. Lineage: Eukaryota; Metazoa; Chordata; Actinopteri; Osteoglossiformes; Mormyridae. Gene Ontology annotation, molecular function: protein binding; structural constituent of nuclear pore.
GUGAUGUCACAGGCGCGACAAAUGUGCGCGCCUCCACAGCGCGCUUUGAAUCGAGAGGUUGCUUUCACAUGCUUGGCAGUUCAAAAUAGGCAUUAAUUCAAUGUAACCAUAAAAAAACUAUUGGUAUCUUGGUUGGAAAAGCUGCACGAUGUAUUCUCCGCGAUCCACUCCUGCUUCAGUCCGCAGGCCAGCCGCUCGGACAGCCGGGAGGAAGAGUCUUGCCGCUACCCCGACUGGAAUUCUCUUCUCUCCGGCUCGGAGGAGUUCAUUGUCAGCCAGAGGGACUCCCAUAAGGGUGCAGAGUCAGACGGCCGCCGAGUCAUUGAAUUUUGAUGUGCAAACGUUUGGCUCCUCGCUGCCUGUCAAAGUGAUGGAGGCUUUAACUGUGGCCGAAGCUGAUGCCCAGAUCUCCGUGAAGGUGGAGGAGAGCGGCUGGGCUUGGAUGGUGUGUGGGGAGCGGCUCAUUGUUUGGAAGAUUGGUCAGACUGCAGUGGCCAAGCUGUCUGUAUGUAAAGAGCUCCAGUUGUCGCCCAGUGAGUUGGCGUACUCUGCAGACCUCGUCGCCAUAUCGUCUGCGAUGCCACUGGAAACAGCCCCAGUUCAGUUGAUUUCGGUGAUGGCCGUGUCCCCUGAGGGAACUGUGCGCUUCUGGCCCAACCUGGCCCAUGAGGGGACCUUCAUCGAGGCUGUGGCAGACGUGGGUGGCAACUUCUGCAACUUCCUUACAGCUGUCAAGGGGAACAGCUUCGUCUUGUCGUCCUACAAAAGCCAGCUUCUGCGCCUGACUGUGGAUGCCUCUGGGAGGCUCCAGCAGAGGGCGCUGCAGCAAGGACAUGGUGUUCUGUCUGGCAUCGGCAGGCGGAUGUCCUCCCUCUUCGGUAUUCUAGCGCCUCCUGCUGAUUCCAUUUUACACAGCCUUCUCUGGGUGCGGGCCACUUGCCAGCUCUACACUUUGAGUAGCUGCUCCCUCAGCAAGUGGGAGGUGGAGGAAAGCUCCGAACACCAAGUGCUCAGCUGGGACAUCAACAAGAACGUGACGGAGAGCAUCAGAGACGCCGUCUGGGGCUCAGAAAGCAACUAUGAAGAAAUUAAAGAGGGCGUUAGGGUGACGUACCUGGACAUGCAGCUUGGCCUGGAUGGCUUGGUGGUCCUGGCUGCCGCGUGGCACCCAUCUGACACCCCCUGCCUGGUCUAUUACUGCCUACUCACCCUGCCGGACAGUGACCCCAUCAUGACAGAACCGCUUUCUGUGGAGGUCACCAAAUACAACCCCCCCUUUCAGGGUGAAGAGGAGCUGCAGGCCAUGCGCUUCCUGCUCCCGCCCUCCCCCACCAUGGCUGCGUAUCUCUACAGGGACGACCUGAUCUACGCCUGCUCCUCUGGCACUGGGCGGGGCAGCCUGCCCGAGGAGAGGAUCCCCUUCAGCUCUGCCGGAGAUCGCAUCCUGGGCGCGGGCUGCUGUGCCAGCUUGCCCGUCUUCUUCUCCCAGAACAGCGGCCUGGUGGCCGUGGUGGCCCAGGAAGGCGCGUCUAUGCUCCCUGAGACGAUGGAGGACUCGUUGUCCUCCUCCGUGGCCGGGAUUGCACCGGAGGGAGGGGCUGCUGAAGGUUCCUUGAGGAUGGAGACAAUUGCUCAGGAGGACAAAACCAAACUGCUAAAGGCGGCUUUCCUUCAGUUUUGCCGGAAAGACCUGCUGAGCUCCCAGACGAUGACUGAUGAGCUUUUCCCCGCUGAUGGCGAUGGGGAGGGCGACGCCGAGCUGGAUGGGGUCGUCAUGCAGAUCGAUCUCGACCUGGUGGACGACUACCCCGCCUCUGACCCCCGCUGGGCCGAGUCCGUCCCUGAUGAGAGUGCAGGAUUGACGCUCACAUCCCUGAUUGUCCUUCACCAGUUGGAGGAUAAGAUGAAAGCUCACUGCUUCUUCAUGGACUUCCUCCAGCAGGUGUCUCUCCUGGAGCGCCUGACCUCGGUGACGGUUCGCUCCGUGCCCAUGGCCACACGCCUCCUCCUGUGCGAGCACGCCGAGAAGCUCUCCGCCGCCAUCGUACUCAAGAACUACCACACCAAGCUGCCCGCGCUGGUCAACGCCGCCAUCUGCAGCACGCUGAGGAAGAGCGGCACCCCCGUGCCGGCCAGCCUGACCGCGGCCGAUGUGUUCUUCAGAGAGGUGUCUCAGGUCUCCUCGAUCUUCGAGAGCCUCCUGGAGGAGGAGGAGAGGACACUGAGGGAGUACCCCGUCGACUCCGUGGAGUGGGCGGAGGUCGUGGUCAACGUCAACAACAUCAUCAAGGACAUGCUUCAAGCUGCUACCAGCUACAGAGAAACCAAAGCCUCUCUGUACCGAGGCCCAGAAGAUGGCAGAUCUGAGCCGGAGUACAUUCCCUGGACAGCCUCCAGUGGUCCUGGGGGUGUGCGGACGGUUCUCGCCCAGCAGCACGAGGUAGUAGUGAAGACGGUGUACCCGCAUGUGGACACGCAGCUGCGCAGCACCUUGAAUGAGCAGCUGGUGGCGCUGCUCGAUUCUUACCUGGGCACCUACGUGGCCCAGCUGACCUCACUGAACCGGGCCAGCCAGCAGGAGCGAUACAGGAGCUUGGAGAUGGAGUACAUGCAGAAACGGGCCGAGCUGCUGACGCCGCUCUUGGAGUUGGGUCAGUACCAGUGGGUGGCAGUCCUAGCAGAGAAGUACUGCGACUUCGACAUCCUGGUGCAGAUGUGCGAGCAGACUGACAACCAGAGCCGGCUACAGCGCUACAUGACCAAGUUCGCAGACCAGAACUUUGCAGAUUUUCUCUUCCGCUGGUACAUGGAAAAGGGCAAACGGGGGAAGUUGCUGUCGCAGCCCGUGGCUCAGCACCAGCAGCUGGCAAGUUUCCUGCAGGCCCAUGAGCACCUUAGCUGGCUGCACGAGAUAAACAUCGACGACUUCCAGAAGGCUCACCGCACUCUGUAUGGACUCGCUAAUGCAGAGACACGAUACUUUGCAAAAAAGAAGACCCUGCUGGCCCUCAGCAAGCUUGCAGCCCUCACCUCCGAUUAUUCAGAGGCAGUGUUACAGCGAAAGUUGGAUGAUAUGGUGGAGCAGGAGCGCUUCCUUCUCCACCAGGAGACUCUGCCCAAGCAGCUGCUGGAGGAGAAGCGGCUCAAUCCGGACACCAUGCCGUUGCUGAGCCCCCACAACCUCGUCAGCCUGUAUAUCUGUGAUGACAACAGGAGAGCUAAUGAGUACGACUUCAAGAAGGCCCUGGAUCUGCUGGACUACAUCGACAAGGAUGAUGCAGUGGACAUUCAGAGCCUGAAGUGUGAAAUCUUCUGCAAGGCUCUGAAGAGGGACGACUGGUCCUCUGUUGACGGGGCUGAUGACCCAGUAGAAGCAGCCAAAGACAGUAUCUUUGUGAAGGUUCUGCAGAAGCUUAUUCAGGAAGGUGUUCCUCUACAGGGUUAUCUUCCUGACGUCCAAGAUCUGCUUCAGGCUGAGGAGCUGGAGGGGUUGAGGUCCAAACCCUAUUUUGAGUUCCUUCUGCGUGCAAACUAUGAACAUUAUCUUCAGGUUCAAAUGUAAUAUGACCCACGAAACAUUUAUCUGAUCCUUCAUUUAUAUGUUUUUUAAAUUAAAAUAGUUGAAUAAUAAAGAGCCCUAUUUCUAAA